AUGUUUGCAAAAGUUCCUAAAGUUACUUUGAAUAAUGGAUUUCAAAUGCCUUUUAUCGGAUUAGGCACUUACGCGAGAAAAGCUGAACCUUUGGAAUUUCAACGAGCAGUGGAAUGGGGCAUAGACGUUGGUUACAGACAUAUAGAUACUGCAACAAUGUAUAAAAAUGAAAAAGAAGUUGGAUCGGUGAUUUCCAAUAAAAUUAAAGAAGGAUUAGUUAAAAGGGAGGAUUUGUUUAUUACUACAAAGAUUUUAAAUGAUAAACAUGCUGAAAAAGAUGUCGUACCGGCAUUGAAGCAAUCACUAGAAGAUAUGAAGUUGGACUAUGUUGACUUAUAUUUAGUUCAUUGGCCAGUGUCUGUUAAUUCCAAUGGUGAAGAUAUGAAAAUAGAUUAUAUUGAAACAUGGAGAGGUAUGGAAGAGACGGUGAAGCUCGGUCUGGCAAAGUCCAUUGGGGUGUCCAAUUUUAAUGAAGAACAGUUAGAAAGGUUAUUGAAAUAUGCAAAAAUUAAACCUGUGGUUAAUCAAAUUGAGAUAAACCCAACUCUCACUCAACAUAAAUUAGUUGAUUUUUGCAAGGAAAGAUCAAUAAUACCAGUAGCGUACACACCGUUGGGUCUCUUGUCUGAGGCCAGGCCGGAGUUCAACGGCAAAGAUGUUAUCAAAACAGACCCUAAAUUGGGUCAAAUAGCUGAAAAAUAUGGCAAAAGUAAAGCUCAAAUAGCUUUGAGAUAUUUGAUUCAACGUGGUAUACCAGUGCUACCGAAAUCCUUCACAAAGUCUCGUAUAGAAGAGAAUAUAAAUAUAUUUGACUUUGAACUAAGUAAAGAAGAUAUGGAUAUUGUGGAUAGUUAUAAUUUAAACCAUCGUUGUGUUCCGGGACGGGGUUUGGAGAAACUUACCUAUUAUCCAUAU
Messenger RNA from Brenthis ino (lesser marbled fritillary), 915 nucleotides. Lineage: Eukaryota; Metazoa; Arthropoda; Insecta; Lepidoptera; Nymphalidae. The record is from the annotation of a GenBank genome assembly.